Molecule: messenger RNA, 1550 nt
Organism: Lucilia sericata (common green bottle fly)
Lineage: Eukaryota; Metazoa; Arthropoda; Insecta; Diptera; Calliphoridae
Product: CD63 antigen
Exons: 5
Coding region: 315-1022 (235 amino acids)
Cellular component (GO): membrane
Source: RefSeq, a predicted model, not a curated record
CUAACACUCAGAAGGUUUUUUUGCACGACAUUUUUUCUUUAUGUAUUUCAUUCGCCUUGUUUUGGUAUUUUGGAACAUUUCUUCUUGUUUUCACAUCAAUUCCAUUUCAUAAGCAGACAACGAAGGUUUUUCGAACGCGUGGAAAAAUAUAAUUAAAAUUAUAAAUAAAUAAGAAAUUUGCAACACGGAAAAUAAAAAGGUGUUGUGAUUUGUUAACACGAAUUUAUAUUAUAGUUGAGCAAACACGGGAAUUGUGAGUGAUUAAUAAAAACAGAAAAAUAAAAGAUUGAAUUUAAUAUAACAAAUAAUAGACAAUGGCUUCUGGCGGUUUAACAUGUGUGAAAUAUUUAACAUUUUUUUGCAAUUUAUUAUUUGCCCUCUCGGGCAUCUUAAUCUUGCUAGUGGGUGCCAUGGUUCAGUUUAAUUAUGCUCACUAUUCGAAUUUUGUUAGUGACCAUAUAUGGACAGCACCCAUAAUACUAAUGAUUGUAGGCACCAUUGUGGCCUUUAUCUGUUUUUUGGGCUGUUGUGGUGCUUUGAAGGAAAACAGUUGCAUGAUUUUAUCGUUUGCCAUAUUGGCCUUAAUUAUAUUCUUCUUUGAGAUUGGUUUAGGUAUAGCUGGCUAUAUCAAACAUGCCGGUCUGCAACAGAUAAUGGAAGUACAAUUUAAUAAUACUAUGAAAUAUUACAACGAACGAGAACAUUAUCGUGAUGGCUGGACUCUAUUGCAAACAGAGUUGGAUUGUUGUGGUACUUAUGGACCUGCUGAUUGGGAAGCUAUUUUCCCAAAUAAAACUAUACCCUCGUCUUGUUGUCCCGUCAUUAAUCUUAAUGAAGCUGAAGUUUGCACUAUUGCUCAUGCCAAUAACGAUGGUUGUUUUCACAAACUUUUGCAUAUUUUGGACUCAAAGACUCUCGUUUUAGCUGGUGUAGUUUUAGGUGUGGCUGGUAUUCAGGUCCUAACAAUCCUGUUUGCCUGCUGCCUUUAUCGGUCCUUUCGUAGGAGCUACCAGACAGUUUGAAUUACGUAGUCAGGAUCCUUUGUGUCGCAUCUAAAACUGAAGUCAACUUAACUUAAAUGCUCAAGUCUGACUGUACUGACAAAACAACUAGCCGAAAAAAAAGACACACUCAAUUUUUACAGGUUUUACUAAAUAAAACUGACAAAGAAUUAAACAAAUUUUAAAAGCAUUUAAACGAAAUAAACUAACAAAUGAAAAAUAACACAAUUUCACUUACAUAGCCAAAAAAUAUCAUCACUAAUACACCAUAAACCCUAAAAAGUUUAAAUGCAUACAUAGACCUACAUACAAACAUUCAUUCAUAUUUAUUUAAACGUCCUUUGACGUUUGUUUACUGUACUUUGUAUGUAUGAAAAUAUGCCAAGUUAUUUUCAUUUGAUUUUUUUUACUGUAAUCUAUUUGUAAUUCUUUAGUUAUACAUUUUUUUCUAUAAACUUUUUAGUUUUUAUUUUGUUAUCCUUUUUAUAUACACUCUAAAUAAAUAUGUAUAUGUUUGUGUAUAAUACUACUUAUAUAUACCAUAACCUU